Cyanidioschyzon merolae strain 10D is the source of this 1479-nucleotide messenger RNA. RefSeq names its product probable sulfite oxidase. The coding region runs from base 1 to 1479 and encodes 492 amino acids. Gene Ontology annotation, molecular function: molybdenum ion binding; oxidoreductase activity. The transcript has a single exon. Gene Ontology annotation, cellular component: mitochondrion. The record is from RefSeq and is a predicted model, not a curated record. Lineage: Eukaryota; Rhodophyta; Bangiophyceae; Cyanidiales; Cyanidiaceae.
AUGGAACGUUCUUUUAACGGAUAUAUUCAAUAUAUUGAUGACUACAGCCAUGAGCCUGUGAAUCAAAGGCGAUAUGACUUGCUCGUUGUUCAGAAAGAGCAACCGUUCAACGCAGAGCCAAAAGCUCCGCUACUGGUUCAGCACCACGUGACUCCAACGGAGCGCUUCUAUGUGCGUAGCCACGGUCCAGUGCCAGCUUGUCCCGACAGUACACGUUUCCGUCUGGUUGUAGACGUGUCGCUGGCGCUCGAGCACUGUCAAAGUGGUGCGCAAGAUAACCAAAAGCGGCCGGGUCAGCUGCAGUGGAGUCUCGAGACGCUUCGGGAGAAGUUCAAGUUUACGGAAGUGGAAGCUUGUCUCCAGUGCGCUGGCAACCGCCGCACUGAACUUGUGGAUCGAACGAAACGACCCGUGAAAGGCGUAGGUUGGCAUCAAAGCGCCAUCGGAAACGCUCGCUGGGGAGGGUUCCUGCUCGCCGACCUGCUGCGUUUCUCGCUGCACCAAGCGGGCCUGACGGACGACGCACAGCUCGCACAAGUUCCUUGCGAUGUUUGUAUCGAAAUGGAGGGCGCGGAUUGGGUCCCAGAAGAGGAAUACCGACGGAAGCAUCGUGACACGCCCCCACCAGGCUACAUGGCGUCUCUCCCGUGGUCCAUGGUCAUGGGUGAUGGCUCCAGCGGGCACGCGGUGCCUCCCGUGCUGCUGGCAACGCACAUGAAUGGUGCUCCGUUGACUGCAGACCACGGGUACCCGCUGCGCUGUGUCGCCCCCGGAAUCUAUGGAGCUCGCUCCGUGAAAUGGUUAUGGCGGAUUGGGCUCAGACGCGGACAUUCUGACGGUUACUUUGUGGAGCGCGACUAUAAGGUUUUCUCACCAGCUGUGGACGCAGCAUACGUGCGAUGGGAUAGUGCGCCUCCACUCCUGGAAGUCAAUGUGCAGUGUGCAGCAUGCGUGCCAGCAGAGCGAGCUUGGAAGUUGUGGACCUCCAAGGCUGACCGCCACCCGCCAGGCACCGCCUCAAGUCUGGUGGUGCCGCUCUGGGGCUAUGCGUUCAGUGGCGGUGGACGGCGAAUCAUUCGCGUCGAUAUCAGCGGUGAUGCCGGUGCAACAUGGACCGUCGCACAGCUCAUAUUCGGUGAAAAGGGCGCGCACCAUGCGAUCAGAGCGGAGUCCGCACGAGUAGCAGACGACACCGAUGAAGCACACAAUCUCUAUACACCAGGAUUGGAGCCUUUCCGGGUACGUCCACUCGAUACCGAGCGUCCGAUUGCGAACGAUGCCCAUCGCUAUGCCUGGUGUCGCUGGUACGCGAAGCUAGCGAUUCAGCCGCCGUGUGAGGUCUGGUGCCGCGCCGUCGACGAGUCUGCGAAUACGCAGCCCGACGACGUGCGGGCCUGUUGGAACUUUCGAGGGGUUGCACACAACUCCGUAUAUCGAAUCCGAGUGGAAUCGGAUGACGGACCACGAUCGCGGCUGUAA